Molecule: messenger RNA, 2853 nt
Organism: Nomia melanderi (Alkali bee)
Lineage: Eukaryota; Metazoa; Arthropoda; Insecta; Hymenoptera; Halictidae
Gene: pip
Product: heparan sulfate 2-O-sulfotransferase pipe
Cellular component (GO): membrane
Molecular function (GO): sulfotransferase activity
Source: RefSeq, a predicted model, not a curated record
GAACGGGCGCGGAGCAGAGUGUAUCGCGUGUCGUCUCCUCGUCGACGAGCGCCGGUUCUCGCGCGCGUGGAAUAUCCGAGCGGCCGUUCGACGGACACGAGCAGUCGCGUGCUGACCAGCCGACCGUGCGUACGGGUCGGUCGCUGCCACACGCGCACAGGCACCUGUCGCAUGCUUCGAUCGUCGAUCGAUGACAGAUACCGGCCAACGAAUCCUCGAUUCUUCUCGAAAAUCCUUCGAGCUGUCCAACCUCGUGAAUCCCAUCGGAAAAUUCGGACGUCAACGUCGAUUCCCGAUUCAGGACACUUUUCCCAGUGAGACGCACACUUGAUCGACGUUUCGGCUGUCAGCGACAUUGUGAAUAUCCUUGUGGAAGCCACUGAUCGAACUGGAAGUAGGAAUAUUCCGUCGGAGUUGACAGUGAUUGGGGAGGUUUUUCUCUGAUUCGGAGAUUUUUCGAUUUGGUUGGAGGGAGCAAGGUGGAUGCACCUGUCGCGUGACAUUGGCACUCGGUUUCGGUUAAUGAGUCGCGUCCGAUUGUCUCGGAUCUGACGAUCCGAAGUCAGUUUGGUAGCUGUCUAGUGAGAAGAAUCGGUUUUGAAGGGCACCAUGCUGAACGACAACGUGUGGAAGCACAGGCGGGUGCCUGUACCGAAGAGGACCAUCGAACUGAUCGCGCUCAUAGCGAUUUCCAGCACGCUGUUUCUCUUCCUGCACACCAGAGAGCUUCAUUCCCGGCUGCGAAAAAUGGAGGUGCGCCUUCAGCCCAGCGAAGACGAGAUGCUGUCGGCGAAUCAACUCUCGUACGAAGCAGCGCAAACAGAUACUAAUCCAAGUGGAACUGUCCAUUAUUCUAACGGACACCGUUUGUUCGCAAUGAAGCACAGAGAAUCGGAAAUAUUGGAUAUCGAUGCGUUGAACAACACCAAGAGAGCGGGCAAGAAGGUUCUAUUCUUCAAUCGCGUGCCAAAGGUGGGCUCGCAAACGUUUAUGGAACUGCUGAGGAGGCUGUCGAUGAGGAAUGGCUUCUCGUUUAACAGAGAUCGUGUGCAGAGAGUCGAGACCAUACGUCUUGCGCCCAUUGAACAGUUGCAACUCGCCAGAAUGGUCAGCAGCUACUCGGAGCCAUCCGUAUACAUAAAGCAUGUGUGCUUCACCAACUUCACAGAGUUCAACUUGCCGCAGCCAAUUUACAUCAAUAUAGUCCGGGAUCCUGUCGAGAGAGUGAUAUCCUGGUACUAUUACGUGCGAGCGCCUUGGUAUUACGUCGAGAGAAAGCAAAUAUUCCCAGACCUGCCCCUGCCGGAUCCCAAUUGGCUGAAGAAGGACUUCGAGUCCUGUGUACUUAAGGCGGACCGUGAAUGCAGAUAUCUGGAGGGCGAAAUCCACGAGGGGAUCGGCGAUCACCGCAGACAAACGCUUUUCUUCUGCGGGCACAGCGAGAGAUGCACUCCGUUCAAUACAGUGGGCGCUUUAGAACGAGCGAAGAUGGCCGUGGAGAAAGACUAUGCGGUGGUCGGUGUGCUCGAGGAUGUGAACGCCACCCUGACAGUAUUGGAAAAUUACAUACCACGAUUUUUUCGCGGCGCCACAGACGUUUACUAUGACGAGGUGAACGCUUUCACAAGAAUCAACCGAAACUUUUUCAAGCCCCCAGUCAGCGAAGAAGUGAAGGACAUGGUGCGCAGUAAUUUCACGAGGGAAAUCGAAUUUUAUCAGUUCUGCAAGCAACGAUUGCACAAACAACUGAGGGCUUUGAAACUGUCGAAGAAUGGACAGUUUCCUGAAAACAACAGCUUAUAACGCCGUCUCAGAAUAUUAAAGAUGGUGAAAUAUUCAAUGGACAUGAUUCAGUCAUUCUCCGACAAAAUGGACGAAGGGGUUGGAGAAAGUUCAACAUUGUCUCAAAGAGAAGUUGGAAAAGGGGAACAAUAUAUCUUCGCAAGGAGAAUAUCCCCGAUUGAAAAAGAAAAAAAAAGUGACAGUAAAGAAAGAAUAAAAGAUUCACGAAUAAUCGUUUCCUUUAAAGAAAGCUCGCGCGAUUCAAGAUGGUCGGCGAAGAUUCACUGGCGCGAGGAACCAACGUUCCAUGUUAGCGAACAAGUAUUCCGAUAAGCGAGUAUACGUUGUGAUUGAUGAGAGUGAGUGAUUCGAACUCGAACGGGACACUUGUAUCGAGUGCCGUUUUUACUUUGUGAUCGUUUAUCCUAUAUUUUCUAUCGCGUAACUUAACAAGACAGUGAUGUAACCGUCGAUUACGAUGAGACUCGUAGAUGUACACGGAUGCGAGGCAUUAGUCGUAUUUUAUUUAUGUUUGUAAAACCAUGAUUUCCGCGCGUGUUUCUGAACAUGUGAGCGUAGCGAUGUUAGAUUAUUCAUUUUUCUUCGGUGAUUUGAGGAUCCUUGUCAAGACUGAUCGAAAGGACAGACAUUGUUUUUGUCGGUGGGUACUUAAAUAACAGCAACGAGAGAAACACACAGGGUAAUCGUAGGAUACUGCUUUCCAGGCAACUCUGCCGCCCCUUUUUUUUAUCGUCGACAUAAGGCGUUUUUUUAAUGUCCAACUGUUUCACUCUUUUUCAUAAUAAACAGCUGCCAUUUCGAUAUACACGAGUUUGUUCUUUGUUCACCUUAUAAUACAGCUUUCGAUGAGAAUUCUAUCGAAUUGAAAAGCGUAAUCGUCACAGAAGUUACUUACAGAAAUAUGCGAAAAAUCGCUGAUUUCUUAGAGAUUAUUAUAUUAUAAGACUUCGAUGACUUUCAAGGUUGAACGAUCUCCAUUUUUUCUUCCAUGAUACGUGGAUACUAUAGUCUAGAUCAUCGUCCUAAUAAUUAACGAAUUAGUAGCUAAGC